AUGGAGAGACAACACAUGUCUGCCUUUGCGCUUUAUCACACUUUGAAUUCGGAUGAUUCUCCACCGGCAAAGAAGCCUAAUUUGCAGGUGGGAGUGAAUAAGAAUAAGAAAAAGAAAAAGGAAAAGGUGCUGGCAGCCAACGUCACCCUAACAAAAGCCCAAAUGAGAGCCGAGAGGAAGAAGAUGCGAAAGAAGUUGCCAAAGGCUCUGCAAAGAGAGGAGACCCUGAACGCAGCACCAGAAGUAGAUGUGCGCACCUGCAUCCAUAAGCAGGAGGUGAAUGAGUCUGUGGUUGGAGAGUCUUUGGACGCUGUUCUGGCCCAGUUGGUCACAGUCAACAACAGCAUGGACAGAGCCAGCCGGCUGUUUGAGUGGCUCAUCAGCCCCAUUCCCAUCAAGUCCUUUUUCAGGGAAACGUGGGAGAAGAAGCCCAUUUUUGUCACCCGUAAGAAUCCAGAUUACUACGAGGGGCUGUUCUCCACAGCUGAGUUUGAUCGCAUAUUAAGAGAGGAGAAUGUUCAGUACGGGGUGAAUCUGGACGUCACAAGCUACACUAACGGCCAGAGGGAGACGCACAAUCCUCCUGGAAGAGCUCUGCCAUUCACUGUGUGGGAUUUCUAUGAGAGUGGCUGCUCCCUGCGCAUGCUGAAUCCUCAGGCCUUCUCCUCCACCGUGUGGAACGUGCUGUCCAUCCUCCAGGAGAAGUUUGGCAGCAUGGCGGGGGCCAACGUGUACCUGACCCCACCUGGAACUCAGGGCUUCGCUCCGCAUUACGACGACAUCGAGGCCUUUGUGGUUCAGCUGGAGGGGAAGAAACACUGGCAAGUGUACAGCCCAAGGUCAGAAGAUGAGGUCUUGCCUGUACUUUCAAGUCCAAACUUCAGCCAGUCGGAGAUCGGGAAGCCCAUUCUGGACGUUGUGCUGGAGGCCGGGGACCUCCUGUACUUUCCUCGGGGAUUCAUCCAUCAGGGCAACUGUCUGCCGGACGCACACUCCCUGCACGUCACCAUUUCAUCCUUCCAGAAGAACAGCUGGGGAGACCUGCUGAUGAAGGUUGUUCCUGCAGCUUUAGAAAUUGCAAUGGAGGAGGAUGUGGAGUUCAGACGAGGUUUGCCUCUGGACUACCUGACGUACAUGGGCGUGCAGCACUCUGACAAGGAGGACCAUCGCAGGGUCAAAUUCUUGGCUCGAAUGGAGAAUCUGAUCAAGAAACUACCAAAUUACGCCCCGGUGGAUGCUGCUGUGGACCAGAAAGCCAGAGAGUUCCUCCAUGACUGCCUGCCGCCCAUGCUCACACCAGAUGAAUAUAGAACGAGCGUGCGAGGAGCUCCAGCAAGAUGGGAGUCUGGAAAAGUGAGGAAUGUGGGUCAGCACAUUACAUCCCAGACCCAAAUCAGAAUUCUUCGUGCAGGCUGUGCAAGAUUAUGCAGUGACGGAGAUGCUGUUCAUCUUUGCUACACCACCGACAACUCCAGAGUUUACCACAAAGAGGAGCCCAAGAGUUUCGAGAUACAGACAGAGCACACAGAUGCCGUCGAGUUUCUGAUCCACUCUUACCCAAACUUUGUGACAGUAGAACAUUUGCCGUGUGAUUCUGCUCGGGACAGGAUUGCUUUGGCAGAGCUGCUUUUUGAAAAGGGGAUUAUCCACACUGCAGAACUCUUGUAG
This is a messenger RNA of Menidia menidia (Atlantic silverside), 1668 nucleotides long. The record is from the annotation of a GenBank genome assembly. NCBI's taxonomy places the organism in Eukaryota, Metazoa, Chordata, Actinopteri, Atheriniformes, Atherinopsidae.